AAGAAGCUAAAGAAAACAGUGUAGUUAUUUAAUGCAAAUUGACGUCAGUAGUGAUCAUACUUCAAUGACUAUCAGGGGGAAACGCCCCAAGUGAGCUUUUCAUUAGUGGUGAUUUCAACGCUCCAUCGUAAACAAACCUGUUGUGGACUGAUGCGCAAACGGCUCAAGUGCGCGCGUACAGUUUUUGGCGAACAAAAUUGGCAGUGUGUAUUUAUUAUACAAACAGGUGCGCGAAAUUCCGAAACCCAAAUAAAGAAACGUCGAUUUUUUAGUUAUCGUGGGCCAAACCUAUCGUCGCCGCUUAGUCGUUCGUCAUAACAGUCCAUGCGGUCAGUUUUCGCGCAGUUUCAGCCCGUCACUGGACCGGUUCGGGAGAGUGGCCGCUUUUGACCAGUUGCUGAGUAGUUGCUGCUGUUGAACUUUAUGUAACAUUUAAAGUUUGCUGCGGAAAUCGUAAUCGACGAGGAAGCUUCGUCAGUUGAUAGUGAAAAUGCGAGAAAAUAUCGCGCUACUGGUGGGCACAGCAUGUGCUCUUAUCUGCCUGCAGGUCGUCCGGACGGAUCUAGGCGAAAACGAAACCGACUACGAUGAAGAAGGAUUUUGGAUCGGCCACGGUCUUGGAAGCAGAAAAGAAGGUGACGAAAUCCUCAAAGUGAUGCAUAAAACCGUCGGACCAUUCACGGAGCCGCAGAACGUGACGGUCGUGGAGAAGUUCACCGCCGGAGAAGGUGAAAGCAUAACAUUCACACAGUUCAACACAUCGCGGGUGCUGCUGUACUUCCGCGAGAUGGUGCUUGAUUUCAAUCCCAAAAAUUUCUACAUCAAGCUGAACCUGUACAACAUCACCAGCCUCCGGCUUCAGAGAACGGUCUACGGCUAUCGAUCGAAUGCAGUGAAAAGGCGAAAUGCUUUAUAGAUUAGCCCAUAAGAACCAGAGUUAAUACUUAGGUACAGAGGUUAGCGUUAAGCAACAUGACGUUUCCCGUUUUGCAACGAUUAGUCUAGCUAGCAGACUCACAAAGCCAAAAAUAUUGUAUCUUCUAUCGUUCAUCUAGUUUAUCAGGCGAACCCAACCGUAGAGAGAUAAGUCCGUGUUUUUACGUUUGUGUUUUCAGAAACCUUGUACAAAAUAUUCUUUAAUAUACUUACUGAAACAAUCACCUUCGAGGUACCGCGAAGAAAUCAUACAGUCAUACCUCAACCUCAUUCGGAGGAGCCGCGAGCAAUUAACACAAUCGCACAGGCGUCCACAAAUGGAACCUGAUUCAAGCAGACAGACAAUCCACCAACUAAUGUAUGGAUAAAUACUCACAUAGAUGUAUACAUAAGGUCGUAAUUUGAGCCGUGACAAAUCCCAUUGAAAGCAGCUGUUACGAAAAUAAUCGUGUUGGUUAUGCCAAUUAUGUCAAUCAGACGCUAAUGACAAUAAUGGCAAACCGAGCUUUCUUCCCGCAAAUGGACAGCUGCAGGUAUUAUCGUAUCGUAUACAUGUAAAGUAGAGGAACCGCUUGAGGUGAAACGAAAGUGAAUUUCAUGUAUUACUAUCAUUGGUACCUCAGCGCUGGGGGAGUGUGAAUCCACCACAUACCUUACCAUUUUAGAAAUAUAAAAAUAAAACUUCAGAAUUGCGAUAGCCUGAGGUAUUCCGGAUGUCAGCUUUUGCGUUUAUGAUGUCAGUUUGUGUCGGUUAUGCAAUUCACUGGUAGUUUGUAUAUUUUUGUUUACCUGUUAAGUUAUUGAGCAAAUAAAC
Sabethes cyaneus is the source of this 1750-nucleotide messenger RNA. RefSeq lists its product as uncharacterized. Lineage: Eukaryota; Metazoa; Arthropoda; Insecta; Diptera; Culicidae. Bases 491 to 916 code for a protein of 141 amino acids. The record is from RefSeq and is a predicted model, not a curated record. The transcript has 3 exons.